Molecule: messenger RNA, 651 nt
Organism: Emericellopsis atlantica
Lineage: Eukaryota; Fungi; Ascomycota; Sordariomycetes; Hypocreales; Bionectriaceae
Product: ABC1 domain-containing protein
Exons: 1
Coding region: 1-651 (216 amino acids)
Source: RefSeq, a predicted model, not a curated record
AUGCAUUACCAACCAGUGGAGAAUGUGGGAGAUGAAUCCCACAUCGUCCAAGGUCCUGUGCCACCACCCGCCACGGUAAACGACGCUUUUGACGAUGUUUUCGGUGCUGAUGAGGAGGAGCAUCACCACAUCACAACCCACUCAGACAUUCAUCGUGUGCAGGCGGAGCACUCCACAGCCGGCUACCGCGAGGGUGUCAACGUUGGAAAGCAAGAUACGCUGCAGCAGGGAUUCGACCAAGGUUACACCAUCGGCGCAGCGAUCGGACUCCAGGCCGGUCAAAUUUUGGGCACCUUGGAGGGCAUCGUCGAGGCGGUCCAGGGUGAAGACCUGACCCGGAUGGAGACACUACUGCAAGAAGCGAGGCAGGACCUGAGCGUGGAGAAGCUCUUCAGCAGUGAAUUUUGGAAGAGCGACGGACUGCCGGGUUAUGAGAUGCCCGACGAGCAGAAGCAGGCCAAGGACGGGGCUGCAUGUCAUCCCCUGGUGAAGAAAUGGAUCGACAUUGCGCACGAGCAGACCCGGGCAUGGGGCAUCAAUGUGUCCCUCCUCGAUGAGAGUGCAGAAGACUUGGCGUCGGCCAAGAAGGCUGGCGGCGAGGUGCAGGAUCUAUCGGGCGAGGCCAAAGUGGAGGACUUGCUGGACUGGUGA